UCCGGGGUCCGGCUUCCUGCUCGCCACAGCUACCUCCCCGCCCGCCUCUGCCGCCCCGCAGACUCCGGCAGCUUUAUCGCCAGAGUCCCCGAACCCGCGCUUGCUUUUCUGUCCCCUGCAUCACCGGCGUGCCCCACCAUGUCAGACGCAGCCGUGGACACCAGCCCCGAGAUCACCACCGAGGACUUAAAGGAGAAGAAGGAAGUUGUGGAGGAGGCAGAGAAUGGACGAGACGCCCCUGCUAAUGGGAACGCUGAGAACGAGGAAAAUGGGGAGCAGGAGGCUGACAAUGAGGUAGAUGAAGAAGAGGAAGAAGGUGGGGAGGAAGAGGAGGAAGAGGAAGAAGGUGAUGGAGAGGAAGAGGAUGGAGAUGAAGAUGAGGAAGCUGAGGCUGCCACAGGCAAACGGGCAGCUGAAGACGAUGAGCUAAGUUAAUGCAGCUUCCAUCAUGGAAAGGUUCCCAGCCCUGGACCAGAGGCUUUUCCCAGCUUCGGAUCUGACUGGAGUCACGGCCCUGGAAAGCCAGACUGGAGGCUGCUCUUUAGAGUCGCCACACA
Propithecus coquereli (Coquerel's sifaka) is the source of this 557-nucleotide messenger RNA. RefSeq names its product prothymosin alpha-like. Gene Ontology annotation, biological process: negative regulation of apoptotic process; positive regulation of transcription by RNA polymerase II. Gene Ontology annotation, cellular component: nucleus. The record is from RefSeq and is a predicted model, not a curated record. NCBI's taxonomy places the organism in Eukaryota, Metazoa, Chordata, Mammalia, Primates, Indriidae. Gene Ontology annotation, molecular function: histone binding. The coding region runs from base 139 to 435 and encodes 98 amino acids. The transcript is spliced from 5 exons.